UUUCGCGCUCUUUUGGGAACGCUGGGAGACGUUCGUGGUCUGUUCCUGUUCGGCCUGUCUCGUCAGUUACUGUUGGUCCCAAUCGUGGGAAAAAAAGGGAAUAGCUCUGAGAGGACAGCGCGUGAGCCACAGUGAGCCACGAGACAGUCAAAACGAGUGCUAUAUAACGCAACAGCGGCAAUUAUUACGCGAUCGAGCGUUAUACAUGAUACUGCACAUUGACGUAUGUACCUACGUGCAUUGCAGUGAGUGAUUCGUCGAGACGGAAUGCAGUUGUCGGAAUAAGUCGUGGGAACACUUAUCGCAGCGAAACGAGGCAUUGAAAAGCGGUCGGGAGCCUACGCGACGACGCGGUACGCAUUUCGCGAUAACGUACGACACGAGCCGCGUGCCGGCACACAUUCAUCUACGCGAGCACGGGAAUUGGUUAUUGAAAAAAUGGCGGCCGAGGCAAUGCUAAAUAAGAACCGAAUGAUGGUGUUUAAGAACAAAGGCAAGGAUCAGGAGGAAAUGAGAAGAAGACGUAAUGAAGUGACUGUAGAAUUACGUAAAAAUAAGCGAGAAGAAACUUUACAAAAAAGAAGGAAUGUACCUAUCACGGAUUCAACAGAUGAGGAUGACAUUGAUAAACAGCUUUCAAAAAUUAAUUUGGAAGAAUUGGUAGCAAAGGCAGGUAGCCUAGAUCCAACAGUACAAUUACAAGCUGUACAAUCAGCAAGAAAAUUAUUAUCAUCAGAUCGUAAUCCACCUAUUGAUCCGUUGAUAGAAAGUGGUAUUUUACCAAUUUUAGUUCGUUGUCUUGAGCAACAUAACAAUCCAUCGUUGCAAUUUGAAGCAGCCUGGGCUUUAACAAAUAUUGCAAGUGGAACAUCCGCCCAGACGCAAGCUGUAGUUACUGCUGGUGCAGUGCCACUAUUUUUGCAUUUGUUGCUUUCAAGUCAACAAAACGUGUGUGAACAAGCAGUAUGGGCCUUAGGUAACAUUAUUGGAGAUGGUCCAGUACCUAGAGAUUAUGUUAUUAAUCUUGGUGUUGUAAAGCCAUUGCUAACAUUUAUUAAACCAGAUAUACCAAUUACAUUUCUACGUAAUGUAACUUGGGUUAUUGUAAACUUAUGUAGAAAUAAAGAUCCACCACCGCCAGUUCAAACCAUAAAGGAGAUUUUGCCUGCUCUAAAUAUGCUUAUUCAUCAUAACGAUGUUAAUAUUCUUGUUGACACUGUAUGGGCCUUGAGUUAUUUAACUGAUGGUGGUAAUCAACAAAUUCAAAUGGUUAUAGACAGUGGUGUUGUACCUCGUUUAAUACCACUUCUUUCGCACAAAGAAGUCAAAGUUCAAACUGCUGCUCUCAGAGCAGUUGGUAACAUUGUGACUGGUACGGAUGAGCAAACACAAACUGUUUUAAAUUGUGACGCACUUUCGCAUUUCCCAAAUUUGUUGACUCAUCCAAAAGAAAAAAUUUGUAAAGAAGCAGUCUGGUUUCUUUCCAACAUUACUGCCGGUAAUCAGUCCCAAGUUCAAGCAGUUAUAGAUGCAGGACUUUUACCACUUAUUAUUCGUAAUUUAGCUAAGGGUGAAUUUCAAACACAAAAGGAGGCAGCUUGGGCUAUUAGUAAUCUUACGAUAAGCGGCAAUAGAGAACAAGUCGCUAAACUUAUACAAGAAGGAGUAAUAGCUCCAUUUUGUGAUCUUUUGUCUUGUAAAGAUACCCAAGUUGUACAGGUGGUAUUGGAUGGUAUUCAUAACAUGCUAAAACUUGCUGGAUCACAAGUUGAACAUUUGGCAAACAUGAUCGAAGAAUGUUCUGGUUUGGAUAAGAUCGAGGCAUUACAAAACCAUGAAAAUGUAGAUAUUUACAAAUUAGCAUAUGACAUCAUCGAGCAAUACUUUUCAGAAGAGGCGGAUGAUGCACCGCUGACAGCGCACGAAGGGGCUUUUGAGUUUGAUCAGACGACAAGUAUUCCCAGUGAAGGUUUUAAAUUCUGAGAGGGUCUCUAUUUCUUAUCCGAUCGUGCCGUCCCCCGACAAACUCCAACGCGGAGCCAUCUUACUUUCUCUUUCCUAUUUCUACAUCUCCUUCCUAUUCCAAUGAGAGCAUAGCAAUAUGAACUUACUGCUGCUGAAUCAAGAAUUAUCGCAUUUGUUUUUACAAACAUACAGUGUGAUCUUAUCGAUUUUCCGUAUUCGGAAAGCUAGAAUGAAACAAGGAAAGAGUUAGUUGUGGAAUGAAGGAGUUGACAACCACCAAAUUAAGCAUCUGUGGACUUUGAUUUUUUUCUUUCCCUUAUCAUGUAUGUUACCUUUCUUCUUUUAUAAUAUAUGAUAAUGCGUAUUAGCAGUCUUUAGCUGAGCGCAGCUAGCUACAAUAACAUAUACGAAUAAAUUAUUCUAGAAGUCGAAUAACUUCACAAUAAGAUAUUAAGUUAAAAAAAAAAAGAUCUUUCUAUCGUGCUUGAUCAUGCUGCUCUCCGCUCUAACUCAGGACGAGUCUUGGUUAGCGAUAUUACUUUUAUAAAAUAAUUCGUGUAUAUUUUAGGCAUGUUAAAUUUAUAAUAUUGAUUACUAAAUAAAUGAAUCAAUUGACUACUCUUUGCUAGCAUAA
Solenopsis invicta (red fire ant) is the source of this 2599-nucleotide messenger RNA. It is a transcript of the gene Kap-alpha3, whose product is annotated as importin subunit alpha-3. The record is from RefSeq and is a predicted model, not a curated record. Gene Ontology annotation, cellular component: nucleus; cytoplasm; nucleoplasm. Gene Ontology annotation, biological process: NLS-bearing protein import into nucleus. Gene Ontology annotation, molecular function: nuclear import signal receptor activity; protein binding. Lineage: Eukaryota; Metazoa; Arthropoda; Insecta; Hymenoptera; Formicidae. Bases 439 to 1983 code for a protein of 514 amino acids. The transcript has 9 exons.